Molecule: messenger RNA, 1031 nt
Organism: Paramecium pentaurelia
Lineage: Eukaryota; Ciliophora; Oligohymenophorea; Peniculida; Parameciidae
Source: the annotation of a GenBank genome assembly
AUGGAUUAUUUCAAAUACUGUCCAUGGGAUGGAUAUCGCUUCUCUGAAAAUGAUGUUUAAUGUUUCAUUUGUAGACGACCCAAGUACUAAUUGACUGUAAUAUACAUAUAUUUAAAAUUAAGUCUUACAUCUAAGAAGAAUAAGAACAAAAGAAAUGGGAAAAAAUAUUAUAUGAAAAAUAACCUUAUGAUGAUAAUUAUAUUGAUGAAACAUUUCUAUAAAGUGUAUAAAAACAAGACAACACUAAUAAUGGGCCUGAUUAUAAAUAAUUAAUCAGCAAGACAUCAGAUUUAAUAUUUGCAGUUAAUUGUGUUGUAUUCUAUCUUUUAAGUUAUUUCUUAAUGCUUCAUGAUAUGGUCAAUGAUUAAUUAUAACUAUACUUUUGGCUAGUUGCAGCAAUCACUUGUUUAAUUAUGUUUUCUGUUGUUAAAAAAAUGAAGACUUUAGAAAUACUAAGUAAUUUUAAGAGUAUUGGAAUUUAUAUCUCUAUUUUAUUAUUAUUUGCACCUGUAAUGCAAACAGUUAAUCAAACUUAUGCUGAUAAUACUAUAUAUGUGCUUACAAGUGUAGCAAUCUUAAUAUAUAUAUUUUUAAAGGAUUAUGAUUAUGAAAAAGAUUUUACAGAAUUAGAUGUCUCAUAAUGGGCAUCAUUAGUAUUUUCUAGUUUAUUAGCUUCAAGAUUGCAUAAUGAACUCUAAGUAUUUUUGAUGAUAUUUGCAUCAAACUUAUUAUUCAUAUUUGUUCCUAUAUUAUAAAGAAGCAUUAAAUAAAAAUAUAACUCUGUAUUUAGAGUUAUCAAUUUGAUUUCAACUAUUGGACUUGGAUUAUCAUUACUAUUUUUUUCAUAUUUCUUAGCUCUUUUAUUUUUUGGAUGGUAAUUUUAUUUUAAUAUUUAGUGUAUUUUUCAUUACUUUUGUUUCCCCUCUACAAAUCAUUUGGUUAUAUUAAUACAAAAAGUAUAUGUAUAUUAUCAAAUCUCUAGUACAAUUCGUGGUCCAUGGGAUUUACCAAAUGUUAAAUAAUAUGAUUGA